Messenger RNA from Cyprinus carpio (common carp), 9793 nucleotides. It is a transcript of the gene pdzd2, whose product is annotated as PDZ domain-containing protein 2-like. Bases 1710 to 8615 code for a protein of 2301 amino acids. Gene Ontology annotation, molecular function: protein binding. NCBI's taxonomy places the organism in Eukaryota, Metazoa, Chordata, Actinopteri, Cypriniformes, Cyprinidae. The transcript has 25 exons. The record is from RefSeq and is a predicted model, not a curated record.
UAUUAAAUGUUCAAGUCUCUGAAUAAGAAAGGCUAUAGAGUUCUGUGAAUGAUGCUACUGUCUUUUGGACGUUUCCCCACAAACCCCUCCGAGUUAUGUAAAGAAUGUGUGCCAGACUGCUGCCCGCGACCGGAUGUCUUUCAUAAUGAAAACAGGCUUCGGGAGGAAACGCCCAGCCAGUGCAGACUCAGGUGCAGUCCGUUAUGAAUUAUAGUAUUUAUUUGUUCAUUUGAUUUAUUCAUAACCUGGUGGAGGCACCUUUCCCCUCAGCAGUGAAUGAAGUGAUUUUUCCAUCUGUUUUGUUGGAAUAUUAUGAUCCUGCCAGGAGGGAGGAAAGUAAAAUGAGGUUGCUUUUCCAAAUCUGUCUGAAUGGAUGAUCAAAACAUUUAAAACUAGUGACUUAAUCAUAAGGUUCAAGGCAAAUGCAAGGUCUGUCAAAUCUGUCACCAAACCAGAAAAAGAUUUCCUUCCACAUUUUCAAUAUGGAUUAUCAUUUGACAACUAAACAAAACCUAAAUUCUUUGUUUAAUAACUUCCUGUAUUAGUAAACUGUAGUCAUUGUAUGUCUGUUUCACUUGAACACUUGGGCCAAAUACAGGAAAUAUGUCAUGUAAGUAGACAAGUGGCCAAGUGCAAAGACCGCAAGUGUGGGUAUUUGGACAAGGCCAAAGUUUCCUGCAGUCAUCACCAUUACUGAAUCUACAGUUAGACGAGUCUUAUUCUGAAAUGAAAGACUCUUGUGAGCUGGUACUCUUUGUGAUUCACAAACACUUGUGAAUCAUUCAAAGGAGCGAUUAACUUUUGUGAAAACUAAAGAUUACUGAAUUGAACUUUAUUUUUGUCUCUGACAUGAUGAUUAAACGUGUUAUGUUGAACUUAAUGCUCAUGAGAAUACAAUCAUACUUGAUGAUAGCUCAUACAAGUUGUUUUGCAAUCAGUGGUAAUUUAUUGAAAUUAAUUUAUAAAUCUCAUUAUUUGGCAACAGCUGAUUGUUUGAAUUGCACUUCAGAUAUUUCUACCUCUGAUGUUUUCUACUAAAAAAGUAUAUAAUGGAACCCAAACAGAAAUGGUUAACAUGAAUCGGAACCGUCCCUAAUCAUAGCGCUAUCCAAGUGCUGCCUAAGUAGCCUAGGCAGUUGACUAGAAUUUGAAACACCGCCGCUGUGGUAACUAUUCCUUCUUGUGGCAAUGUAUCCGAGAUUGACUGUGAGCGUCUCUCUUCAGUUGGGAGUUUGAAGAAGGGGCGGGACGAUCUGAAUAAUCUCAUAACCGCUGAGGUUCAAGGCGCUGGAUGGUGUAUAAUGGAUCCCAUACGCGCGUGCAAAGUUUGCGAGCGCCGAACCGAGACGUAUUUUCAUUUGACAACCUCAAAGCCACGGACACUGUCCGUAUCUACGACAGGCUGUCCUGUUGAAAAGAGCAGCCAUGGACUUUAAUCUAGCGCUGAGUAGAUCACAUGAAAGGGGCGAGUCGCUGGAGCUGUUAGAAACAUUUUCAUGAACGUAUAGCUAGUGAAGUCGCUCAGGGACUUUAUACGGAUGAUUGCAAUGAUUAUUGAACUCACGGGAGCCCAAACAGCGCGUGCCAGCUGUCUAGAAAUGACCCUACUGCAAGAAUGAUGAUGAUGAUGAUGACGAUGAAGGGGUGCAAGUGAACGUUUCAGUUACUUGGCGGACCAGUGCUGGAAUGGAGGCUGCAUCUACCUGAUCAUGUUGCGAAGAAUUAAACGCAAGGCUCCUCUCCCUCCAUGCAAUGGCAGUGGGGGCAACUCCGUGGACGUCUCUGAUGAGCACCAGCGUAAUGUUUCUUCUGAGCCUGCAGGCAGCCCCACACAGAAUGGACAAAAUGGCAAACGAACCCGCAAAUUUGGCGUCAUUUCCCGCUCCUCCUUUACUCGCAACAGCAAAGACAGUAAAGAUAGCAGGGACAUUGAGCAUGAGAAUGGCUACAGCUCCAUGGAGGCAGAGGUCACGUCCCCAGAGAGCAGCACCCCUCAGGACACACCUACUGAUGAUAGUCCGGUCAUUGGCUCCUCGGUGCUGAUGUCCAAUCACAUGAAGGUGGGAAGCACAGCCACUCUACCCAGCCGCUCCCGCUCACGCCUGUCUGAAAGCUACAAAACUGAGUCAAUAAGCAGUGAACCUUACAGUCAGCCCCGUGAGGGCAGCCGGAUCUGGAAGAUGCACAUGGUGAAGGGUCAGGAUGGACUGGGUAUCCAGAUCACGGGCGGGCGAGGGUCCAAGCGCUCUCCUCACGGUAUCAUCGUGGCCCACGUGGAAGAGGGAGGAGCUGCACAGAGUGUGAUGCAAGUGGCGGCAUGGUGGUCAGAUCAGGGCCAUCAAUACAGCAUGAUAGAUGGCCGUCUGAAAGCAGGGGACGAGUUACUGAUGAUAAACGGUCACUCCCUGGUAGGACUCUCACACCAGGAGGCUGUAGCCGUCCUGCGGUCCACUGCUGGACUCGUGCAGCUGGUAGUGGCCAGCAGGGAUGAAUCUGAAGUGGACUUCCACAAGUACCCGUCCACCAGCUUGCCCGACCUAGUGAGCACGUGCUCUGGUCCGGACGCCUCUCCCUCCCCUGGGGAAGAGAAGGAGAACAUGGAGCCGGAUGUGGAGGACGUGAGGGCCAGCAGCCUUUCACUGCCCACCCAAGACUUGUUUACAGAUUUUGACAGACUGGAGGAACGUGGCAGGUUUGAGAGUUCCAAGGGAUGUUGCCGAAGCCCCACACCAAUGAAGUUCCGUAGCAGAUCUCAAGGUGGAGGAAGCCGCCUGGAGUCUGUUGGAGAAGACGAUGAGCUUAUCGUGGAAAACGGUGAUGCAGGAAGUGAUGUGGCAGAAAAGCCUGCGCGAGGAGGACGCAAACAUUCCCUCCCGCAGCAGCUGGAUACAGUUGGCAUUCGACAGGAAUAUCAAAUUGUGAAGAAAUCGGCUCGUUCCCUGAGCACUGUUCAAGUGGAAUCUCCAUGGCGACUGGCACAGCCAUCCAUAAUCUCCAACAUUGUCCUAAUGAAAGGACAGGGCAAGGGUCUCGGCUUCAGCAUUGUUGGUGGGCAGGAUUCAGCCCGGGGGAGGAUGGGUAUAUUCGUCAAGACAAUUUUCCCCAAUGGAGCGGCUGCAGCAGACGGGAGACUGAAGGAAGGUGAUGAGAUAUUGGAAGUGAAUGGAGAGUCUCUUCAAGGCCUCACGCACCAGCAAGCCAUUCAGACCUUCAAGCAACUGAAGAAGGGAGUAGUUACCCUAACUGUGAGGACCCGUCUGAGAAGCCCAAGUCUUACACCCUGUCCCACGCCCACCCUACUCAGCAGAUCCAGCUCUCCAAACUCAAAUGCCAGUGGUGGGACUCCAGUCCCUCCUAGCUUUGAAGAUGGGGACUCUCGUAAGGGGCCUGGUCCCAAAGAUCGCAUUAUCAUGGAGGUUACACUAAACAAAGAGCCAGGUGUGGGGCUGGGUAUCGGUGCCUGUUGUCUAACACUGGAAAACAGCGCUCCUGGGAUCUACAUCCACAGCUUGGCUCCAGGAUCUGUUGCCAAAAUGGAUAGCAGACUCAGUCGAGGAGACCAGCUCCUGGAGGUGGACUCUGUGAGCCUGAGACACGCAGCGUUGAGUGAAGCCUAUGCUAUCCUGAGUGAAUGCGGACCCGGCCCAGUCAGCCUCAUCAUCAGCCGACAUCCAAACCCCAAAGUGUCUGAACAGGAGAUGGAUGAAGUGAUCACUCGCUCCACUCACAGAGACAGUCAUUCUUCCCACACGCUCGGGCUGCCGUCGAAGAGUCCAUCUCCCACUGUUAAAGUCAAGCAGGGUGAGGGUAAUCCUGCUCUCAGCUGGACCAUGAAGAGAUUCCUUGAGCCAGCCAGCAGGCAAGGUUCAUUGAGUUCAGAGGCAGAGCUCUCUCAGUAUUUCUCGGUUCACGAUGCACCCAGCCAUUCUUCCCUUUCUGAGACCAUGGCGAUGGGAUCCAGUGAUGACGACAUGCUGCACAGUAGCAGGAGCUGUAAUACAUCUAUGGAGGAAUCAGCAGCACCUCGGCCGCAUGUCUAUCAGGAUUGCUCCUAUAGGGGUUCAGACAGUAGUCCCACAACCCCAGAAUGUUGUAAAGCCUCUGGAGGGGCUGGUCGCACUGCAGACCCACCCCAACAGGCCAGCGUGGGAAGCAGUCCGAGUUCUGUUCGCAGCCCACUUCUUCGUCAGCGUCGGGUCAUAUGCUAUGAUGAUGAACCUAGCGAUGAUGAAACCGGCCUUGAAGAGGACAGUGGCCCUUUCCGUCGCCGCCUUCGCGGGGUCUCGGAUGUCGGCCACCACCACCACCAAGAGGAAGACUCUGGUAUUGUAAUAGCAACGUCAUCUGUCGAGGUCGAUGAUGAAAGCCAGGAUAGCAGUGAGAGCCACAGACAGAUCGGCAGUGAACCGGCCACUCCGCUCUACGGCAGCUCGCUCGAAUCUGAGGAAGGACCUAGUGGCCAGCCUAGCCCCGAAUCUCCCUUCAUGUCCAUUCGCUGUAUGGAGGCAGCCGGAGGAACAAACCUCGGCAUCAAAAAAGAUGCCCAUCGAGAAGGGCAGGAGGUCAAACGCUCACCCAAGCUGGAGCACAAAGCUGUGACUCGUGUCAAGAGCAUGAUGAGCAUUGAGUGCCCCAACCCUCCACAAAGAGCCAAGGGUGAAGAACAACCUUUACUCCCAGCAACCGCUGCCCAGGUUGCACAGAACAACACACGGCCGCCCUGCAGGAUGCUGCACUGCAAGAAGGGGGAAUCCAGUGAGUUAGCAGGGGUUUGCACUAUUGAGACAAUAGUGCUCCAGCGUAACGAGACUGAGUCUUUCGGUCUGGAUCUGGAGAUUAAAUCUGCUCCCCUCAAGGUGCUGAUCACAGGGCUGAGACCGGGAGGCGUUGCGGAAAGGGAAGCCUCAGGGAAGAUGAGCGUUGGUGAUGAGAUUGUAACAAUUGGUGACACCCCUGUGUGUACGUCCACCUAUCAGGAGAUCUGUGACCUGAUGCACAACCUGCCAGUCACAUUGACCUUAGAGAUAAAGAAGCCAGUCUCAGCUGUAGAUCGACUUUCUAGCCUGAUUAUGUCUUCUGGCUGUGAGGGCUCGUCUAAAAUGGAGACACCUAGACCUCCAGAAGAAAGGAAUCAUAUGGACAAAACUAUUGUUGCAGCCCAAGAAAGCCUUUCAACAGAAACAAAUGUGAAACAGGCAUUAGAUAUCCACAGCAACAGCAUUCCCAUCACUAAUAUUGAUGAUGUCAUAACUGAACUGAAUUUAGCAGAAAGCAAAGAAAAAGACAAAAGUGUCUUGGAUUCCACAGAUGCAAGUGCAAAAACAGAAGAGUGCAGUCAAGUAGACGAAAGAGGGACUGCAGCACAAUCGCAACCUAACCUUCUGGAUCUCUCUGCCCUAGAUGUGGGGAACAGCGCUUGCCAUUUUCCUGUAGGAAAAACUUUUUUAAAUAGUUACUCAAGGAACUUUAAUAGUCUGGGAGAGGACAUUGUCCCUCUAGAGAAAGGACAUGGAGAGAAACCAAGUAUGUACAGUCUGGUGGAAGAUGGUGACUCUGAAAGUGACUCUGCAGACAGUGCUGUCAAAGUAGAGCCGUCUCAAGGUCACUGUGAGGGUCCUGAGGACACUGAUUCAGAUGAGGAAGAGGUUGAGCUCUGUUAUAGCACUGUCAGUCAGCCUGCAUUCAGCCAAUCAGAGGGCAGCUGUCUGCCAGAUAGAAAAAGCAUGGCCAAUUGCCAGACUUUUGACAGUCUUGCUAGUGGAGGCAUACUUGCUAGUAUGGAUCUCCACAACCCUCUGUCACUCACAAUGCAAGACAAGGAUUCCCAAGAUAAUCAUUCUGUCUCUAAGUUACCAGAUCCACUUUGCCCUCAAGUUUCAGGUGAUGACCUCCUAAAUGGGGAGAGUGGACACACUCCCACACAAUAUGAGGCAAUGUGUGCAUCUCAGAGAACACCAUCAAACUGCAACACUGAUGAAAAAUGUGAAACCAUUUCAAAAUCUGUUCAAAUCUGCCAGACACCAACAGGUGUCCCUCGUCCCACUGUUACUCAGGCUAUUAGUCACGUCACCCCAAGAAGUCAAGAGAGGACAACUGAGUUGCUCUCAGAUACAUCUCAGUCAGUAGAGAAACUCAAUACUGGGCAAGUCCCACCGGGGUCAACUUUGUCACAGCCCAAGGCAUUAAAUGGCAAAACUAGUGGGCAGGCCUCUUCUACAAUUGCUCCAAAAGACAAGGAGAGAGAGAAAGUUCAUCCUAUACUUGACUUGAAAUCAUCAGUUUCCCAAACCCAGAGUAAAUCCACCUCUUCUUGUGUCAAAUCUUUGGGAACUAAAUCCCUUAAUGACACUCCUAUCUCUCCUCUGCUGAGAAGUAGACUCAAAGUUGAUGAUAAAAAGUCAAAUACCUGUUCUAAACUUAAAGGUCUAAGUAUUAAGAGUAAAUCCAAAGACCAAGAACAGUCUGUCUUUAGAACGCCAAGGGUGGAAAGUCCAGGACAGAAAAAAGCUCUUAGCUCACCAAGUCAGUCUCCUAAACUUAUCUCCAAAAGAACUACACCAACUGGUAGCCCUAAAUCCACCAGGACAUCUGAGAAGAUCAGGGUUACUUCUUGUAAAACUGACCAACCCACUGUGUCCAGUGUCUUAAAGACAAAUUCCAUCAACACCACCAAAGAAGAACUCAAGCCUUCCAAGAAGGAACAAGUCUCAGACCUAAAGGAAGUCUCAAAAUCAGAGGUCACUGUCAUCAACACUCAAAGAACUUUCAUUGAGGUACGACUUUCAUCCUCUUCAUCAUCUACACCUGUGCUGACACGCAAGGAAGUUGGGAAUGCAAGUCAUUUAAGCUUGGCCUCGAUGUUGGUUGAUCAAGUCCAUUGGGAGGAAUCAAAUUCAGACUCCUCUCUUGGAAGACACGCUGUCCCAUUAGAAUCAACCAAUUCUUUGUCUAUUUCUUCUCACCAUAAUGGUACUAAUAAAUCAAAUGAAACUUCUUGCAAUGGCCAAGAAGAAAAUCUCCUCAGGAACUCAAAUAAUAAAGAUGAUGCUUCUAGUCUCAAAACAAGCUUAUCCAAACUGUACCUAAAGGGACUAGACCGCAGGAGCUGCUCUACAGACAUUAGUGGGUCUCUUGACCCAAACCCCUUCUCAGUUCGUCAAAGAAUACAGUCCUUUGAGAAUCUAGCCAGCUUUGAUGGAUCUGUCAUAAAGUGUAUAGACAUACCGUUUUAUACUAAUAACUCAAAGCCACCUCUGAACCGGAGGUUAUCUGGUUAUGCUGGAUCUGUUAGCAGUCAGUCCAGUGACAGCCGUUCUUUGAGGAGGAGUUUCAGCUCUUGUGUAGACAAUUUGAGCUCAACCCCAUCUCCACCGUUUCCACAGAAUUCAUCUUCCACCUCAGUUGUCACCAUCUCUGAAUCAACUCCUCAAAACCAAACCACAGAAGCUGUUAUGAAGGAGAAGGUGAGAAAUGAGGCCUCUGUGAACCAGCCUGCUGUACACACACCACCCGUACUGCGCUCCCGCAAUGCCCGCACACAUGGAGGCCUGUCGCGCUCCAAACUGAGAGAGAUAAAGGCACUGAGCAUGCCUGAACUGGACAAGUUGUGUACUGAGGAUUUCACCAGUGACCCUGGAAAUGUGAUCUUUAAGACGGAGCUGGAAAUCUACCCUUGCAGGUCCAUAGACCCAGCAUCGCACAACCUGCAGUGCACUGUGGUGACCAGGGUGAGCAGGGUUGAUGCUGGGGUUCUUGGUUCAACCAGCAAUGGGGAUCAACAUGAAGGCCAAAUCACAGGGCUCUCAUGCUGGUCUAUAAGUUUGAAAGAUCUUGAAUCUUCUUCUUUGGACCAAAAUAAAGUGCAAGAAGUUCUGUGUUCCCUCAAAACCAAAUUGGAUGUGACAGGUCUCAUACAGGAAACAAGCACUCUUUCAGAGGUUAAAGAUGACAUUUACUUUGUGAUCUUAACCAAAGAGCAAGGAUCUGGACUGGGUUUCAGCAUCGCCGGAGGAGUAGAUCUGGAGCAGAAAUCUAUUACUGUCCAUCGGGUGUUCACUCGAGGGGUGGCAGGCGUGGAAGGUACCAUUCACAGAGGAGACCGAAUUUUGUCAAUAAACGGGACCAGCUUGAGUGGUAUCACACAUGCAGAGGCGCUGUCCUGCCUUCAUCAGACCAGAAUGCCGAAGCAGGCAUUAGUGAUCAUCCAGAAGGACAAGAACACUGAGCCAACAUCACCUAGACAAGAACUUCCCCUUCAGACUGGAAUCUGUCCUACUCCGGCUCAUAGAGACAGCAUCAGAGAACAUAAAACAAGUGUGGAAGUGGGGCCAGACGGGGCUCUGAGUGUGGAGUUACAGAAGACUACAGCCGGUUUAGGGUUCAGUCUAGACGGAGGCAAAGCAUCUGCCCAUGGAGAUCGACCUCUUUUCAUCAAACGCAUUUUCCGUGGAGGCGCUGCUGAACAGUCCCGGGUCAUUGAUGUCGGAGAUGAACUUCUAGCCAUCAAUGGCAGGUCUUUGCAGGGCCUUAUGCAUUACGAUGCCUGGAACAUCAUUAAAACAGUCUCUGAGGGUCCUGUCCAGUUAGUCAUCAGAAAACCCAGGACUUCAGUAUGACGUCUGAUCUAUCUGCACGUGUCCAAACUGUGGUGGACUCUCUUUGUACAUAGACAUUGCAUUCUUUUUAUAUGUCUGUUACAGGAUCUCUAUGAUCUGAUGAAUUUUUUGCACAUUGAUUUUUAUACAAACAGAUGCUUCUGCAGAUUUGUGGUAGACUCACAUAUGCGGGCUCAAGCUAUUUUUAGUAUGUCUUUGAACUUUGUAUCUUAUGGACUUUGUGAUUUAUUACUUUUUGGAGACAUUUAAGCCUAAUUGUAAGAAUUCUAAAUGAUAUAGUAAUAACUGCUUCCCUUGUAUAAUAUAAUUUAAUGACAAUAUUGUGAAAAUUGGUUUAUACUGUACGUAUAGCUAUGAUUAUAUGGUGAUGAUGGAGACCACUAAAGAGUGUGUUCACUCUGCUCAAUCUAAUGGAUUACAGUAGAUCAACAGAUAUCAAACUCUAUGUGAAUCAUAAAACAAGCUUUUGUUUUGAAUUGGUUUAUGACUUUAAAAUGGAUUUGUGGAAUUGUUUCUUUUUUCCUGUUAUCACAGUAAUUUUUUACUGUUCCUUUUGAUGAUUGCAAUUUUUGGGGGGUUUUGGUAUUGACUUAUUUUAUCUUAAAGGUAAAUUGUGUAAUUUUAGUGCACUUCUAUCUCCCCCAUCUGUUCGGCCCUUGAACAGAAAAACAGGAAGCUGCACCCCAGACUCACGCUAUUGGUUGAAGCACAAGAUGACGAAAAAAAAAAAAAAAAAAACGCUGUGACAGAGCCACAGUGUUUACACUUGCUUCACCUUUAAAUACUUGAAUUCAAUCUGGUUAUUAACAUUUAAAAUACAAUCAUAGAUUGAAAAAGUCACCUUAGCAUACUUUAAUUAGAAUCAUGACAUUUCAGGUCUUUUGGUUAUGUUUGAUCAUAUUCUUUCAGCUGUGAAUAUUGUCAUGUUUACCGUCUGAGACUUUCAGUAGAGUUGUCUCCCUGAUAAAAUAUAUCAGUGAUGUUGUUAUAUUUUACUUGAAUUGUCUUUGUGUAAAUAUUGAGGCUCCCACUGAUUUUAUUGUAAUUUAAUUUUGCUGAGUAUUAAGCACAAAUGUAUUAACUAUAGCGUAUAUGAAAAAAGCAAUCAUGAAUAUUUCUUUUGCCUAUCUGACUUUUUGUUCUGCCCUUGUGAAUAAAGACAUCAGAUAUUUUUUAAA